AUGCGAUCUGCGUUUCGCAAAGCUGCAUCUUCGGGGCUCUUGAAGAAUAUGCAGGUUGUGACCGAGACGAAUGUGCCGGGCUCCUAUGCAGGGUAUGGGGGACCACGCAUCUUUUCUCCUCUGGCCGUCACACCAUCAGCAUGCCCCCCGAAGAGAGCGAAGGUGGCUGAGCCGCGCAAGGCGUCUUCUCAGACAACGCUGGUGGGAACGACGCUUGCAGACUGGCUUACGUCAGAGAGUGCUCAGCACCAGGCCCUUCUUGUCGAGAGACAACCCUGGUGGAAGGACUUUCAGGAAGCAUUAGAUCAAGGCGUCCAACAGGGAGACAUCAGGGAGGAGGAGGAGAUCAAAAUUGAAUUCAAGCGCGGCUCCGACCUCGGAGAGGUAGCGGAGAAACUUUUGAAUAAGGUGAGGGUAAAACUACCUGAAGAUCUACGCAGCACCAUCCGCAGUGAUGUGCUUGACAUCGGCAAUGUGGUGACCAAUCUGUGUCCUUGGAGCAACACGUACCUUUUCAAGCUUGAAGUCAUGGGGGAGAGCGCCUGCAGUAGGUGGCACCGCGACAACUACUGCGCGAGGGCCAUCGUUACGUACAACUCGGCCGGCACCGUCUAUGCACCAGAUGACAUCGUGAACUUCUGGGAGCUCGACUAUUGUGGCUGCAAUGACAAAAUCAUCAAGGAUGCAUCCCAAGUCUGCGCUGUUGGGGUAGGCGAUGUCUUCUUCAUGAAGGGCAAAAAGUUCCCUCAUGGUCCGAAGGGCUUAGUCCACAAGUCGCCAGAGAUUCGGCGCCACGACGACGGCCGGGUGGUGAACCGCUUGGUGCUGAAGGUGGACGUUCCGUAG
Molecule: messenger RNA, 846 nt
Organism: Symbiodinium sp. CCMP2592
Lineage: Eukaryota; Dinophyceae; Suessiales; Symbiodiniaceae
Source: the annotation of a GenBank genome assembly